Messenger RNA from Closterium sp. NIES-67, 2264 nucleotides. NCBI's taxonomy places the organism in Eukaryota, Viridiplantae, Streptophyta, Zygnematophyceae, Desmidiales, Closteriaceae. The record is from the annotation of a GenBank genome assembly.
GACUGCCUAGCCCUAACGUGUCUUCCGCUGGAAUCUGUGGAUCGCCGACCUCACCACCGGCACCACCAUCCAUUCCACCACAUGGCUGCCUGACUGCUCUAGUGUCUCGCGGUGGUCGCCGCCAGUCGUGCAGCCAGCUGCAGCAGCCGCUCCCUCUCUGCUCGCUGCUGCCCUUUCUGUUCGCCGCUGCCCGCCGUCUUUUGCCCACUCCCUGCCGCAAAUUCGUCCACUUCUGCGCGCUGCGCGCUCUCGCAUUCUCUCGCGCGGGCUGUCUCCCAGGCGGGCAGCUUCCGCCUUAUCCCCCCGAGCCCGCACGAGCGCUCUGGGCGACGAGCCGAGGCUCGACGCUGAUAGUGCGGCGGGGAGGGCACGAGGGCAGGGGAGGACGGUGUGGGUGACGGGGGGAGGGAGAACAGCGAGGGAGGGCGGAAAAGGAGGGGCCGGAGGCCGCGGAGUGUGGCGGAGCGCGAGAAGCGCGGAGGGGGGGGAGGGUGUGGUAGAGGGGAGGGCAGCUCGUAACGGUGGCCGAGGGGGUGGGGGGGCAGCGGGAAGAAGGUGAGGAGAGAGUGGGGAGACAGGGGGGAGAGAGGGGGGAGAGAGGGGGGAGAGUGAGUGCGCGGAGCGGCAAGGCGCGGGUUGAUGGAGGCGUUUUUCUGGGCGGUGUUCGGCGUGCUGGUGGCGUUGUGCGCGGGGCUGGAGGGCAGCAAGGGGCAGCGCGACAAGCUGCAGACGUCGCCCGCCUUCGAGGCGUUCAAGAACAACUACCUGCUCGUGUACUCGCUCAUGAUGGCGGGCGACUGGCUGCAGGGCCCGUACGUGUACGCGCUGUACCAGCACUAUGGGUACGACAAGGGCGACAUCGGCCGCCUCUUCAUCGCGGGCUUCGGUUCCUCCAUGGUCUUCGGCACCAUCGUGGGGUCGCUGGCCGACAAGCAUGGGCGGCGGCGGGCGAGCAUAACGUACUGCGUGGUGUACAUGCUGUCGUGCGCCACCAAGCACUCGCCCGACUACCGCGUGCUGCUGCUGGGGCGCGUGCUGGGCGGCAUCGCCACCUCGCUGCUCUUCUCUGCCUUCGAGAGCUGGCUCGUGGCGGAGCACUGCAAGCGCGGCUUUGACCCGCAGUGGCUGUCGGUGACGUUCUCCAAGGCCAUCUUCCUGGGCAACGGGCUGGUCGCCAUCCUCUCCGGGCUGCUCGCCAACGCCCUCGUCACCUCGCUCGCCCUCGGCCCCGUCGCGCCCUUCGACGCCGCCGCCCUCGUGCUGGCGCUGGGCAUGGCCAUCAUCCUCGCCUCGUGGCCCGAGAACUACGGCGACGCCAGCGACUCCAAGGGGCUCAUGGCGCAGUUCCAGGCCGCCGCCACCGCCAUCGCCUCAGACGAGAAGAUCGCCUUGCUGGGCGCCAUCCAGUCGCUGUUUGAAGGCAGCAUGUACACUUUCGUCUUCCUCUGGACGCCAGCGCUCGCGCCGUCCUCGCAGCUCAUCCCGCAUGGCUUUGUGUUUGCCAUCUUCAUGCUCGCCUCCAUGACCGGCUCCUCCCUGGCCGCGCGCCUCAUGGCGCGCCCCCACCUGCGCGUCGAGCUCUACAUGCAGAUCGUCUUCGCUGUCGCCGCGCUCUCGCUGCUCGUGCCGCUCUUCGCCUUCUUUGUGUUGGAGCCCGUCGCACCUGACGGCGGGGGCAUCACGCCCGGGGGGCGCGUGCAGCUGGUGGGGUUCUGUGUGUUUGAGGUGUGUGUGGGCGUGUUCUGGCCGUCCAUCAUGAAGAUGCGCGCGCAGUUCAUCCCCGAGGAGGCGCGCUCCACCAUCAUGAACUUCUUCCGCAUCCCGCUCAACUGCUUCGUCUGCAUCGUGCUCUACAAUGUGAGCGCGUUCCCCAUCACGGCCAUGUUCGGCAUGUGCGCCAUCUUCCUCGCCAUGGCCGCUGUCCUGCAGCGCCGCCUCUUCGCCAUCUCCGCGCCCGCCCGCCCCGACAAGCCCGUCUGCCACUCUGAUCCCGGCGAGGGUAAGACGCGUGAGACUGAGCAAGAGCCGCUGCUGUGAAUUCCAUGCUUGGGAGACCGCCAAUGCUGUGCCGGCCAUUCCAAAGGACACCACACCACAGCCCCCCAGAGGAGAUUUGAGCCCUAUUUUCUUUCACAAUAACAACAAAAGUGGCAGCUAUAGAGAUGAUUACAAUGAAUCGAAUGCACCCGGAUGUAAGACAUUGAUGUCUAAGCUUACAUGUCCCCGAAAAUGCCUAUUAUUCAUAUUGAUUUAGCUGCCUGGGC